This is a messenger RNA of Marasmius oreades (fairy-ring Marasmius), 324 nucleotides long. RefSeq lists its product as uncharacterized. NCBI's taxonomy places the organism in Eukaryota, Fungi, Basidiomycota, Agaricomycetes, Agaricales, Marasmiaceae. Bases 1 to 324 code for a protein of 107 amino acids. The record is from RefSeq and is a predicted model, not a curated record. The transcript has a single exon.
AUGAGGCAUUGGAAAGGGUCAUUCAUUCCUGCUGACCUUAGCAAAGGAAGAACAGGUUUUGCAUCUGUGGAUCUGCUUGAACGUCGAAUGGCGAUCUUCGGGUUCCUUCUUGCAAUGGAUGAAUGGAAGGAUGCCGGCAAACUCCCUCCAUCUCUCCAACUGGGUUCUGCGAUCCAGAAGCAAAUCGAUGUGAAUGUUACAGUAACCUCCGAGACCACCACUCGCGAAGUCGACGAGAUUGAAUACAUUGUCGCCCGUCAUUAUAUUUCCUGCUUUGCGACAACGUUCGGACGUGCGCCUACUCUCCCCCAUCGCCUAUCGUAA